This is a messenger RNA of Solea senegalensis (Senegalese sole), 2265 nucleotides long. Its product is annotated as kinesin-like protein KIF24. Gene Ontology annotation, molecular function: ATP binding; microtubule binding; microtubule motor activity. Gene Ontology annotation, biological process: microtubule-based movement. The transcript is spliced from 13 exons. Bases 175 to 2265 code for a protein of 696 amino acids. The record is from RefSeq and is a predicted model, not a curated record. NCBI's taxonomy places the organism in Eukaryota, Metazoa, Chordata, Actinopteri, Pleuronectiformes, Soleidae.
CUCUCUGGGGACAUGGAGAUAGUAGCACAACUCAUGCAGCUCUCAAAUAUUCAUGGAUACAUGUCUCUUGAGUCACCUCGCUGAGAUGAAAUGUGGCAUAAACUCUGUCUGGUGUGAAUCUGGUUAAAUUGAGUAAAUAAAAUUACAACAAAGAGGAAGAACGGGGGAAAAAAAAUGAAAAUUUACCUGAAUGAGUGUCUCAGUGCUUUCGGGCUACAGCAUCACUAUGCCAGGUUUACGUCAAUAGGAAUUCGUUGUGUUGCCCACCUUUCUGCACUCACCAUGGAGGACUUUCCCAUCCUAGGAAUCCGCACUAUGGAGGAAAGGACUCGACUGUUCAAUCUGAUCCAAAUGGUCAAAACUCUCGACUCUCUUGAAUAUGAGGACGAAGACGGUGAUGAUUACAUUGAAAAUGCUGGUGCUAAAGGCUUUGCUGUAGUAAAUGGUUGUUUUACUAAUGACGGCUGCGUGGGUCAUGAUGAUGAUAUCGAUGAUGCUGAGAAUGAGAGGGACUUUGUCGUGAAUAGGCAGAAUGCAGCCACAUUUGACAGACCAUCAUGCCUUCGCAGACGGCCUGAUCUCAGCCACAGAAGCACCGAUCAUCAUCAGAGGCUGCCUUCUCGUCCCGUACACUCUGCUCCUGUCUACACUGGCCAUAAUGUUAAUGCCAUGUCAGUCCAUGGCAAAGGCUCAGCCACACCUGGGAGAGACAACCACAUUACAGAAUACUAUAGUCACCCAUCUAAUCAUCUCACAGGAGGAGACACCAAGGACAACUCAUGCGCCAGAUCUUUGGUGAUCAGGUCACCAAAGUGUGCGUCAGUCUACCAACAAAAACCCAGGCCUGCAACAGUGGUGUCAAAGAGGUCUAACGGCAAACCACCUGGGCUCAAAGACCCUAAAAGCAUCUCUAAGAAGGAUAAAGUUCUCACAGAAAUUAGCAGUAACGGGGAUUCUGGAUCCAUGACUAAUUCACCACCCAUUUAUGAAUCAAAGAGAACACCUGGCUACAACUACGGACUACCACGGAGUUCCACUCCUGCUCUGAACAAAAGGAGGCAAGGAGAGCAGCGGAUUUGUGUGUGCGUGAGGAAAAGACCUCUGACGUGUGCAGAGAGCAGGAGAGGUGAAGCAGAUGCUGUGACGACUUCAGACAGAGAGUGUGUUGUCAUCAAUGAAACCAAAGUAGCUUUGGAUCUCACACAAUACAUACUGCAGCACAGGUUCUUCUUUAACCAGGUAUUUGGAGAAGAGAGUUCCAAUGAGGAAGUGUAUCAGAGAACAGCAUAUCCUCUGGUGCAGCACAUGCUCAGUGGAGGCGAGGCCACUUGCUUUGCAUAUGGCCAGACAGGUGCGGGGAAGACUCACACCAUGUUGGGCUCAGCCACAGGGAAGCCUGGAUUGUAUGAACUUGCAGUCCGGGACAUCUUUACACACUUGUCCACCUCUCAUGUGCAAAAUCAGGCGUAUGUCAGUUUCUUUGAGAUUUACUGUGGCCACCUGUAUGACCUGUUGGACCACAGGAAAAGGUUGUUCGCGAGGGAGGACAGAAAGAAAGCGGUUCAAAUUGCCGGAUUGCGGACUGUCAGGGUGGAGUCGGCCGACUCACUGCUGGAGGUGAUUUCACAGGGCAUUAAGGAACGCAAGCAGGGGACGAAUGGAGUAAAUGCACUUUCUUCUCGGUCUCAUGCCUUGCUUGAAAUUCAGCUCAAAGGUGAAAACCUCCAGUCAGCUGGCAGAAUUUGGUUUGUGGACCUUGCAGGAAGUGAGAGGGCAUCCGACACCAAAGAUCCAAACAGACAGAGUCGUAUCGAGGGCGCUGAGAUAAACCAGAGCCUGUUGGCUCUCAAAGAAUGUAUCCGGACUCUCGAUCAAAAGAAACAGCACAUACCUUUCAGACAAAGCAAACUUACACAGGUUUUAAAAGACUCAUUUAUUGGUGACUCUCUGACAUGCAUGAUUGCCAACAUUUCACCUUGUCAUUUAGCGACCGAACACACACUUAAUACACUGAGAUAUGCUGAUCGUGUGAAAGAGUUGACAAAACAGGAAUGCCUGAGAGGAGGAAAUGUGGUGAAAAUACCAGUCAACACCCGAAAGGUCCCUGAGCAGGACCAUAAAGAUGCAAUGUUGAAUUCGCCUCACCUUAGCUCCACCUUGUCCUAUAAAUGCGAGAGCAGGAGACUACGGAGCAUCAAGAGCAGGACUACGAGACUGAGAAACAGCUUCUACCCUGGAGCUGUCAGACUCCUGAACUCUCUGUAG